Amphiprion ocellaris (clown anemonefish) is the source of this 3810-nucleotide messenger RNA. RefSeq names its product homeobox D11a (gene hoxd11a). Gene Ontology annotation, cellular component: nucleus. Lineage: Eukaryota; Metazoa; Chordata; Actinopteri; Pomacentridae. The transcript is spliced from 2 exons. The coding region runs from base 478 to 1314 and encodes 278 amino acids. Gene Ontology annotation, biological process: anatomical structure development; regulation of transcription by RNA polymerase II. Gene Ontology annotation, molecular function: RNA polymerase II cis-regulatory region sequence-specific DNA binding; DNA-binding transcription factor activity, RNA polymerase II-specific. The record is from RefSeq and is a predicted model, not a curated record.
UAACUGUUGCUACAAACGCUGCUCCAAAUUGCGCAAAUUUACCGACGCAGUCAGCGUGUGUGGCCUGCCAUUACAUAUCAUUACACGAUGAGGAUGAUGUUGCUGUAAAGCUUUCAAUUAAAUAUUCCAGCGAUGGUUCACAAAUUUCUUUUUCCGUGAGCUAUAGGGCAAGAAGGCUGGAGAGGAGUUUCCUCUGCAGCCAGGGAGCCAAUGGAGGCUCGUGUAUGCGCUCACAUGAGUUUCUCCGGACAGUUUUUAAUGACUGAUAUUGAUGUAUGGUAAUUUCUUAGCUGGAUCACAUGACACAAUUACCUCAAGAAUCGAUCAAGAUGUAUUGCAGGUCUGCCUACGUUUCCGAUUUUUUCUCCCUGGCGGGGUCUUUCCACACGCCUGUGGUGCUAUAGAUGGACAAAGUUUAACACAGUCAAGCUGCCAAUUCCUUUCCUCUGUUGCAUAGAGGAAAAGGGAAGAAGAGAUAUGACGGAAUACGAUGAUCGCAGCUGUGCGUCAAAUAUGUUUUUACCGAGCUGCACUUAUUACGUUUCGACGCCCGAUUUUACAUCAGUCUCCUCCUUUUUACCGCAGACCACUUCGUGUCAGAUUAAUUUCCCCUAUUCUCCCAACAUAGCUCAAGUCCAACCUGUUCGAGAAGUCGCUUAUAGGGAUUAUGGACUGGACCAUCCCAAAUGGCACUACAGGGGCAAUUACGCGUCCUACUACUCUACGGACGAGAUAAUGCACCGGGACUUGAUCCAGUCCUCGAGCAGCAGGGCGGAUGUGAUUUUCAAAAACGAGUCCUUGUACGGCCACCACGGCGGGACGAGCUCGCCGUGCAAUUUCUUCACCGGCGUCGGGCGAAACGGGGUGCUUCCCCAGGGCUUCGACCAGUUUCUUGACACGCCUAACUCGGACAAGCCCAACGCGGAGCUCCCCAAACAAAAGACAGACUCUGCCGUGCCCGGUGAUGCUGCGAAUAACAAUCAGGCUUUAACCAAACUGGAGCAGCACAAAGCUGAGCCGACCGGGAGCGUGGACGAGGACUCAUCCUCCAACUGCGGCGACAAGAACAGCCAACAAAGUUCAUCAACCAAGUCCAGGAAGAAGAGGUGUCCUUACUCCAAAUACCAAAUCCGAGAACUUGAACGAGAGUUUUUCUUCAACGUGUACAUUAACAAAGAGAAGCGUCUCCAGCUGUCCAGGAUGUUAAACCUGACAGAUCGACAGGUGAAGAUUUGGUUUCAGAAUAGAAGAAUGAAAGAGAAAAAGCUCAACCGUGACCGCCUACAGUAUUUCACUGGGAAUCCUUUAUUCUGAUACAUGACAGAAUCAGAGUCACACACACACACACAGACACACAUCAACACACACACGGGAGUAAAUAGCAGCUACACACACACACACAUGCUUUAAAGACUGGUCUCACAUUUGAACUCUGAUUAUCACAUUUAAACAGCUGAUUUUACAAAUAUCUGGCAUUUACAAAACCAAGCUGCUGUUUUGUUGCGACAAUUCCUGCGUUUAUUUAUUUGCAUUCAUGUCUUUUUGCGCGGUAUUGGCAACGAAUAAUUCAGCAAAUGGCCAGCUGUGCUUUGAAAUUAUUUAUAUAAAAAUAUAUGUAGACUUCUUUCAUUGUGUGUGUACGUUUGUAAGACGCAUGUAAUGUACCUUGUGGUGUGAAAUAAAGUAGGCAAAAAAGACAAAUUGCAUCUUAUAGUCACGAAACCGGUCACAUGAGCUCAAACCCAAGUUGUAGAAAAAUAACACAAGACGGGGGGAAAUUUUCGACAGAUUCAUCAAUUGAGAAGUUUGGCGCUUGCAAGGUUGUAUGGUCCCGUUAUUUCCUUUGCUUUCAAACACUGGAUUGUUUACUAAACCUUGAACCGUCUAGACAGUAUAAUAAAAGUAGCUGUAAAUGUCUAAAUAGGGGGCUAUUGGACUUUGGUGUCCCAACCCCCAGACCACAUGAGGACUGAUUCUCCUUCCUGACUUUUAAGUACUUUAACUCCAGGCUAGAAAAGCUGGGAGAAUUCAAGAGAUUGCUGCACACCACGUCCCAUAUUUAGCUCGUUUUUGGCCUCUUGGCGCACUUGUGAUCUUCCCAGAGUUUACUGGAAAACAGUGGAAAAUACUUUUGGCAGGACCGCCAUCUGGAAGGAUAAGUGGCUUUUCAAGUUUAUCUCCUCAUUUGUUGUAUUGGAAAUUGGAAAUGGGUGUUUUGAAUUUGCUGCUAAUAAGGAGAAUCACGGAUUGCGCGUUUCUGUGUGACGCAGGUGAGGCGAUUCCAUCAUUACGCGUCACUUGAUUGCCCCAAAUAGUGUGUAUUAUUGUGUUAUUUUUGUAACCAGUAGAGGAUCAGACUAAAUAAAUGCAAUGAUUCCUCACUAACAGCCGCUUUAUUGGUAGUUUAUGUCAUGCAGGAGGUCGUUAUUUCCACUUUAGCAACAGUUAAACCUCCUGUUUCUGCGUCCUUUGUUCGAAAACUAAAGUUUGGCGUUUGGAGAGAGAUUAAUGUUAAUGUCAUUUUGAUGUAUCAUAUUUAGCUGCAGUUAUUUCCCAAAAAGGCUGUUAGAAAAGAGAUUUCAUUAAGCGUUCAGCUGGUUGUCAUGUUGUCCUACAGUGAAAUUGCAUUACCAACUGUGUGGGGUAUUUCACUUUGAUUCUCGGUGUAUCCACAUGAGGGCAGACUUUCAGCUUUUGGGCCGCCAGUGGAAACCCACAGUUCAGGCAAUUUAACAUGCACCCUGCAUGAUAAUCAGCCAGUGGAGGAAUAAUCAGUUCAGCACACGGGGUUGUUUCAGUUUUUUAUUUUAAUCAUUACUUCUUCCAGUCGACUGAAUUAUUGUUGCGUUUUCAGCAGAAUAUCAUUUUUUUUAAUUAAGGCACAACCCCCAAAGGCACAUGUGGUUUUUUUUCUCCUUCAAAUAUAUAUGUCAAAACAUUCACCAGUGCAGCUUGCAGUUCCUCUAAAGAAAAAUAUAAGAACGUAUCUAAUCUUAACACACAUUUUUUCCCCACUCUGAGGGGAUUUAAUUCCUGAGUCUUCUUCCAAGCAGCAAUCAAAUUUACAUAUCAUGUUCGUGCGUUUGGAAACAAAAUAAAUAUAAUUCUGCUCCGAGCUUUGUCAUCCUCAUCAUAAAGACUCAGAUCUUCACCUGCAGGCCUCUGAUAUCUGUCUCUGCAGGCUCCAAAUAUUAUUGCGUUGUUAAUAUUCAAAUACACACGCUUUGAAUUCACUUUCAUUUCAUAUUAAUUCGCAGCUGCAUAACUGUAAAACUGACUAUUUGCUUUAAAACACAGAAACGCUACAGAUAUUCCCCCCAAAAACCCACAGCAUUGUUGCAUUUUCAAGUUUUCUGGUUUCGUUUCAAAGUAUUCCUCUCUUUUUUUAGGAACACCUUUUUAUGCUUUGUUUUUAUUAUGCUUUAAAUAUCAGUGAAUCCGCUGGAAUUUGCUUUAAAUUGUUAUUAUUAUUAUUAUUAUUAUUAUUAUUAUUAUUAUUAUUAUUAUUAUUAUUAUUAUUAUUAUUAUUAUUAUUAUUGGUGAUGAUAAUAACGACCAAAUAUGGCAAUAAUGCUGCAUAAUAUGCGCACUAUUUUAUGUUCCUCUCUUUUUUUGUUAAAAGUAUUCCUUCAAUCAAGUCUUGUGUAUAUUUUGUAUGUAUGUAUGAAUUGUUGAUUUCACCCUGAUGAAUAUACUCCCAUAUUAAUAGGUUGGUUUUCACGCUAUAUGAAAUAAUAUCAAUGUUAUCUUUGCGCACUUGUCAUUAUUAUUAUCAUAGAAACAUGAUCAUUAAAACAAAGAACGAUGUCA